Molecule: messenger RNA, 1068 nt
Organism: Aureobasidium melanogenum CBS 110374
Lineage: Eukaryota; Fungi; Ascomycota; Dothideomycetes; Dothideales; Saccotheciaceae
Product: zf-H2C2-domain-containing protein
Exons: 1
Molecular function (GO): acyltransferase activity, transferring groups other than amino-acyl groups
Source: RefSeq, a predicted model, not a curated record
AUGCCUGCCAUGCUGGAUGACCCGACGGCGCCUGCCAUCUAUCGUGCAUCCGGCGAUGCACCCUAUCCCACUCCAUAUGCCCCGCUGCCCGCCAACGUUGUGCCUCGUCAAGUAACUCUGCGUGAUCGCUCAACCACUGCCACCCUCGUGCCUUUCUCUUCUCCGCAUCAAGUGCCCCAGACCCUGCUUCACUACCUCUGCGCCCUGCUCAAUCGCGAAAUCGAGGGCGGUGACACGUACCCUAUGAUCAAUGAGCUUCCGCUCGAGUCUUUCGGUCCCUACUGGUUCGCCAACUUCGGUGCCGUCAUGCUGUUGGGCGAUGUGAGCAAUGUCGACCAUGUCUGGCAGAUGGAGAAAGACGGCGUCGAUUGGUCUAAGCAGUGUCUAGGCAGCUUCUACAUCAAGCCCAACUACCCAGGUCGCUCCAGCCAUGUCUGCAAUGGUGGUUUCUUGGUCAGUGAUGUCGCAAGAAACAGAGGUGUAGGCCGCUUGAUGGGCGAGGGAUAUCUGGAAUGGGCUCCUCAACUGGGCUAUUCCUACUCAGUCUUCAACCUUGUCUAUGAAACCAACAUUGCUUCCGUCAGGAUCUGGGAUGCACUGGGCUUCAAGCGUAUUGGUCGCGUCCCCGGCUGCGGCAACCUCAAGUCUGCCGAUCACCUUGUUGAUGCCAUCAUCUUUGGCCGCGACCUCAACGGCGAGGCCGAGGACUAUCUGUCUGAAGAGCGUUUCGACAAGAUCCGCUUCUACCUCAAGACAGGCAACUAUCCCAAUGGUGCUGACCGUGCAGAGAAGAGCAGACUUCGCAGUGCAGGCGCUCACUACCGACUCGUCCCCGAUCCCAACGGCGGCGAAGAAAAGCUCAUGCUCAAAGACAAGGAAGUCAUCAGCGACCCUCAAAAGCAAUACGAAAUUGCCUUGAAGACGCACGCUAUGUCCCACGCGGGCAUCAACAAAACCACUGCAUCGAUUGCUGAACGCUAUCACUGGAUCCGCAUCAAAGAGACUGUCUCACAAGCCAUCCGCAACUGCACAAAUUGCAAGGAUACCUCAAAACAGGGCAAGGCAGCU